Messenger RNA from Telopea speciosissima, 1005 nucleotides. Its product is annotated as protein RDM1-like. The transcript has 3 exons. The coding region runs from base 171 to 734 and encodes 187 amino acids. Lineage: Eukaryota; Viridiplantae; Streptophyta; Magnoliopsida; Proteales; Proteaceae. Gene Ontology annotation, cellular component: nucleus. The record is from RefSeq and is a predicted model, not a curated record.
UAUUUAGUUAUUUCUUGGAGGUGAUUUGGCCUGUGCCACUAAGCUUUGCUCAAAUUAGGGAGUCUUUAGACGGGGAAGAAUGGCAAAUUAAAUUAAGUUUGUGACAGGAUGUAAAGUUCUGCUGAUUAUUUUAUCUCAACUCGCUGCAAGAUCUCAUUAUUUGGGUACCUAUGCAUGUUUAUUUACUUCAGGAUUUUUUUCUUAAUGCCAUGAAGAGGGCAAUGCCAUGGAGCAACCAGGUGGAUGUUUUGUCAUCAGAUUCAUCUUCCUCAGACUCAGAUUCAGAAACUGAUAAUGGGCAUGGUAAAGCAAAUCCAAGUGAUAAGAACACAAUCAGUAAACCCAUCAAGGAAGAUACAUUGGAAGGUGCAGUGAUCAGGCGAGCAGAAAUUUAUCAGGAAUAUAUGAAGCAGAUUCAAAUUCCUUCUCACCGUGCAUCAGUCAUUCCAUUUAACGCAUGGCAGGGACUAGCUAAAUCCAUCAAGCAUAUAUAUGGGCAACCCCUGCAUUACCUCACCAAUGUCCUCCUUAAACAGUGGGACCAAUCAAGGAUUGGAUCUGAUAAUGAACAUCAGCCAUUGGAUACCAUCAUCCAUUCAUGUAAAGCCGAAGCUACCAUCUGGCUCAUGGAAGAAGUCCACAGGCUUACCACUUCACACCAUCAUAUAGCAAGACUCUGGCUUUCUGACCCCAUGUAUCAUUCUUAUGUUGAUCCAAUCUUUCCAUUACUAUGAAAACUGCUGUCACCAAAACCUGCUUGUUUCCAUACCCAGAUUGGUAUGCUGGCUGUUCUGUAAAAUUUAUAAACAUGGUUUUUGGAUCUGAGUUUUAUUAAUGAAUGAAUGAUGUUUACUUUUCUUGUCCUCUUUUUUGUUUUUUUUUUUCUGUUCUGUUUUUACUGCUAAUUGCCCUGUUGAUUCUUUUGAUAAUUGACUCAAAACUUGUUAAUUUCUUGCAAGAAUACUACCACUCUACAUGCAGUUGGCAUCCAGUCAUGAUCCAACA